AUGGGAAGCAAAACAGAUUUGCCAUGCACAUAUUGCAUGCACAAUAAAAAGCGGUGGGUAGACGGGACUCUUACAGUAAACAACUGUAGAAUAGUUCUAUUCGAUAAUAAAAGUAAAGAAAUAGACUCAAGAAGAAUUAAAGGGGUUGAAUUGGGCACUGACUCCAUUCGCAUGGACUAUCACGAAGUGUUAUGUGAUGGCAUAGAUAGAAUAUUACAAGAAAUAAUAGAUAAUGAUGAUUUAGUUGGCACUAAUAAUAACACCCGAAAUAUUCCAGAUACAACUAUGCAAGGCGCAGUUAUACCAGAUACAACUAUACCAGAGCAUAAAUUAUGUAGUAAAGUAUUGAAAAUAGUAGAAGAUCUCACUGUAAAGAAACAUGCAGAGGAAAAGAAAUAUAAAAUAGACGAAAAUAUUAAAAUAGAAUCUAAAACAACUAAUAAUAACAUAGAAGACCAGAAUAGUUCUAUAAAAUCUAGAACUGAUUUAUUAGAUAUGUUUAUGUAAUUAUACAGUAUACUCCGA
Nematocida parisii ERTm1 is the source of this 525-nucleotide messenger RNA. RefSeq lists its product as uncharacterized. The transcript has a single exon. NCBI's taxonomy places the organism in Eukaryota, Fungi, Microsporidia. The record is from RefSeq and is a predicted model, not a curated record. The coding region runs from base 1 to 507 and encodes 168 amino acids.